Molecule: messenger RNA, 1764 nt
Organism: Carassius auratus (goldfish)
Lineage: Eukaryota; Metazoa; Chordata; Actinopteri; Cypriniformes; Cyprinidae
Gene: lratd2b
Product: LRAT domain containing 2b
Exons: 1
Coding region: 592-1404 (270 amino acids)
Source: RefSeq, a predicted model, not a curated record
GGUUAUCUUUAAAUUGUAGACCAUUGGGGAGUUUAGCUCACUGAGCAGAAGAAACAACAUAGUACUGCUUCAAGUCUAAAUGUGCUCUGUCUCUUUAACUGACCGUGCCUUGUGUAAACAUUACUGUGCGCAAUACUAUUUCACACAGAGCGUUGUUGCUGCCUCUGCCAGAACUUCAAAGAGCCGUGGACGGCACCCAUUACUUGGAAAGAGAGAAAAUCACUCAAAAUCAAAAGUGCAUUUGUCUCCCCGAUACGUUACCGCAGGACUCCCCGUGGGUUCCCCGCUGUGUCUGAUGGGCUUCCCCUGUCUGCGGCUCAGCAGGAAGUGAGCAGGUGAGACGCACCUGUUCAGAACACAGACUGAAACUCAGCACUAGUAUCUGAUGGCUGGCAAACACUUCGGAUAGCUGUAUGAUAUGCCAAAACGCACAUCACGCUAUUAUUCCUAACAGCAAUUCGCCGAUAAAAAGAAGACAUGGACUUAGACCUGCACUGGGCUCCAAAGCCGGAUUACGUGUUGCGUUUUUGAAACAUAUCCCUCCGCGACCUAUACAGGUGGGACGCGAAACUGUUCACACGAGUUUCUGUUAUGGGGAAUCAAGUGGAGAAACUUACCCAUUUGAAUUACAAUGAAUUACCCACCGCUGACCCUAAUGGAUUUGACCUAGAAGACGACGCUCCACGGAUCGGCGUGUCUUAUAUUUUCUCCGCGGAUGACGACGAGCAAGAGGAGAACAUCGAUGAGACAGAAAAGGAAGAUGUUAAGCACUACGACUGUCGCGAUGAAUUAGAAAGCGCGGUAUAUUAUCGCGACGAGUGUAUAUAUGAAAGGAAUAGCAGGUUCGGUGAAGUGGGAACCAUGUCGUGCGAAAACUUGGCGAAUAAGUGCAAACCCGGUGACCUGGUGGAGUUUGUGGCUAACGGUCAGUACCCGCACUGGGCAGUAUGCGUCGGCGACCAACAGGUGGUUCAUUUGCAUAGAAACGAGAUUAAAUGCGACUUUCUUUUCGAUGCCAGUCAAGGUAAAAGGGGCAGAAUUGUGAACGAGCUGUAUAAGUUUCAGGCGCUGAGCCCGGAUGUUGUGGUGCAGAAUGCCAUGGAGCAAGUGGGGAUGAAAGAGCGAGACAUUUGCUGGAAGAACUCUGAAUGCUUCGCUGCCUGGUGCAGGUUUGGCAAACGCGAGUUUAAAACGGGAGGCGAGAUACGAAUCGGGAAGCAGCCGUACAAGAUGAAACUGCAGCUGUCAGAGAAGAAAAGUCACGUUUUGGACUUUCAGAGUUUGGAGGAUUUGAUCAUGGAAAAGAGGAGAAACGAUCAAAUGGGAAGGGAAGCCGUCAUUCAGGAACUGGAGAAUCAUUUAAAUUGCACGGAAGACACUGAGAAUGAUUACAGUUGUAACUGAUGAUGGAUCAAAGAGGGAGGUUCUCUAGAGGGCAAACAGCCUCAUCAUGGAGGAUCGUGUGGGCUUUAUUUGUAAUCACCUCAAGCACAGAGGCAGUGUUGCAAUUUCAUCAGUUUCUCAAGAGAGUUUUCCGUUAGCAGUACUUUUAUAAAUUGAACAACUUCAGCUUGUUUGCAUUGAUAAUCCUGGUGUUUAAGGAUUUGCUUUGCUGUAUUCUCAUCCAAGGGAAUGUUUAAUGAAAUCCUUUCCACAUCACCUUUUAAUGAUCACAUUUACAGUAUUUUAUUUUGAGGACUGGCAAAUUAGGCUAUGUAUUCCCUUGACACAUAUUUCAAUAAAGUCUGAAUAUUUUUACUUAAG